Messenger RNA from Nerophis lumbriciformis (worm pipefish), 1356 nucleotides. NCBI's taxonomy places the organism in Eukaryota, Metazoa, Chordata, Actinopteri, Syngnathiformes, Syngnathidae. The record is from RefSeq and is a predicted model, not a curated record.
AUGAAUGCCCAGCUGUCGAUGGAAAAUAUAGGCGACCUGCACGGCCAUGAGUCCGUGAGCGGUCACGGGGAGCUGCUGAGCGGCCACAGUCCGCACUCCCGUCCGAGCCCCCGGGGGCUAAGCCACCGCGCCAUGGGCAUGGCGACCCUCCUGGACGGCGGAGACUAUCACCACCACCACCCGGGACACCUCCACCCAGCCAUCAGCAUGUGCGAAGCCCCAGGCAUGAGCGCGAGCAGCACUUACACCACCUUGACACCCCUGCAGCCUUUGCCCCCCAUCUCCUCCGUGUCCGACAAGUUUCCGCCGCACCACCACCAUCAUCCUCACGCGCAUCCCCAUCACCCUCAUCCGCAUCCGCACCAGAGGAUCCCGGGUAACGUCAGCGGCAGCUUCACGCUCAUGCGGGAGGACCGCAGCCUGGCUCCCAUGAACUCUCUCUAUCCCGCCUACCACCACAAGGACCCCUGCAUGGGUCAGAGUCUCUCUCCGCUGUCGGGCUCCGGUCUGGCGAGCAUCCACACGACCCAAGCCGGCCUGCCGCCCUACGCCCACCCCGGCGCCGCCAUGCCAGGGGAGAAGAUGCUGACGCCCAGCGGCUUCGAGGCGCAUCACCCCGCCAUGCUGGGACGCCACCCUGAGCAGCAUAUGAGCUCCACGGCGGGGAUGGUGCAGCUGAACGGCCUGCAUCACCAUCCGCACGCCCACCUCGGAGCGCAAGGGCACGGGCAGGGGCUGGGAAACAGCCGGGAGCAGACCUCCGCUCUCGGGCAGCAAGGAGCCAUCAAUGGCGGUGGAGGCGGAGGAGGUGGUGGAGGCCAGAUGGAGGAGGUGAAUACCAAAGAGGUGGCGCAGAGGAUCACCACGGAGCUCAAGCGCUACAGCAUCCCCCAAGCCAUCUUCGCCCAGCGGGUCCUGUGCCGGUCUCAGGGGACCCUGUCAGACCUGCUGAGGAACCCCAAGCCCUGGUCCAAACUCAAGUCCGGCAGGGAGACCUUCCGCCGCAUGUGGAAGUGGCUGCAGGAGCCUGAGUUCCAGCGCAUGAGUGCGCUCAGGCUCGCAGCGUGCAAGCGUAAGGAACAAGACCAUGGCCGCAGCGAGCGAGGCAACCCAGUGGCCAAGAAACCCCGCCUGGUGUUCACAGACGUACAACGGCGUACACUCCAUGCCAUCUUCAAGGAGAACAAGCGUCCAUCCAAAGAGCUGCAGCUGACCAUCGCGCAGCAGCUAGGCCUUGAACUGGCCACUGUCAGCAACUUCUUCAUGAAUGCGCGUCGCCGCAGCCUGGACAAGUGGGUGGACGACGGCUCUGGUCACCCACCUGGCGCCGGUCUCAGCGCCUGCACCAAAGCCUGA